Molecule: messenger RNA, 1284 nt
Organism: Paracoccidioides lutzii Pb01
Exons: 5
Coding region: 1-1284 (427 amino acids)
Biological process (GO): phosphatidylcholine biosynthetic process; phosphatidylethanolamine biosynthetic process
Cellular component (GO): cytoplasm
Molecular function (GO): choline kinase activity; ethanolamine kinase activity
Source: RefSeq, a predicted model, not a curated record
AUGGGUUCCAACAACGCACAAAACGGCGGAAUUGCGUCUCUUACCUAUAUCCCGUUAUCAUACAAUCAAGCUGACUCCCAAGCCUCUGCUCUGAGGCUUGUGUUGACAGUAAACCCGGACUGGGAACACUCGGAUGGCAAUAUUGAAUUUAUCAGAUUUACGGAUGGGAUAACCAAUACCCUAUUGAAAAUCAUUAAAAGAGCACCAGGCCUGUCAGAUGAACAAAUCGACAACGAGGCAAUCUUGAUGAGAGCUUACGGAAACCACACAGAAAUAAUAAUAGACCGUGAUAGAGAAACUAGAUCCCAUGCCUUACUUGCUGCGCGAGGUCUGGCCCCUCCUCUCCUUGCUAGAUUUAAAAAUGGACUGCUAUACCGUUUUAUUCGUGGGAGGGUAACUUCUCCAAAUGACCUCGUCCAGCCUUGUGUGUUCAGGGCUAUUGCACGGCGACUCGCGCAGUGGCACGCAGUCCUGCCAGUUGAUGAAACAGCGCCAGCGACUUUGAACCAAGAUAACCCAGAAGAGUCAGGUUCUUUAGAUGUGCCUACAAACGUAUCGAAAUUGCCUGCUCAAGUGGACGAUAUAAUACCUGUUAAAACCCAACAUGAAGGAACCAGUAUCUGGACCGUUCUGCAGAAAUGGAUCAUAGCCUUACCUGUGACUACAGAGCAGGAGCGUGUUCGCCGGACAAAGCUCCAUAAGGAAUUUGAAAGAAUAGUUGCUGAAUUUGAUGACGGAGAAGGACUUGGCAAGGGAGGGUUUGUAUUUGCUCACUGUGACCUAUUGAGUGCAAAUGUCAUCGUCCUACCGAAUCCCGCCAAAUCGACCCUUGAAGAUGCCAAUGGAGACGAAACCGUGAGUUUUAUCGACUAUGAAUAUGCAACACCGUCGCCCGCGGCAUUCGACAUCGCAAACCAUUUCGCAGAAUGGGCCGGAUACGACUGUGAUUUCAAUAGGAUACCAACGCGUUCUGUACGAAGGGAAUUCCUGACUGAAUAUGUUAAGAGCUACCACGAACAUUCGAACUUGCCUAAAGUCAAUCAAGAAGAGGUCGUUGAGAAACUCUUCAACGAUGUUGAUCGAUUCCGCGGAAUUCCUGGAUUCUAUUGGGGUGUCUGGGCAUUGAUUCAAGCGACGAUCUCACAAAUCGAUUUCGACUAUGCUUCUUAUGCAGAGUUGCGCCUGGGCGAAUAUUGGGCUUGGCGUCAUGAGGUUGAAGGAACCCGAGCCCUAGCAGGAGGAGAAAUGCCCCUGCGAGAGCAACGAUGGGCACAAGAGGCAUAG